AUGAUAUAUUCUCUUAUUAGGAUAUUUUUGGGGUUAAUUUUCCCAAUUAGUACUGUUGGUAGUUCUUUGGUUGUUGUUUCACAACUAAAACAAGAAUUGGUCGAUAAACGUUCGUCAGUAUAUGAUAUCAUGCUACAAAACCAUAAUAUUGAUUCGAUCCUUUCCUUGGAUUUCAAUCAACGAUGUGAUCUUUACUUCAAGACUUUAUAUUCAAUAGAUCCAAAUUAUUCCUUUGAUGCAAAUGAUGAUUUCGCUCCCCAGUUCAAUUCUCCUGAUUUUGCCCGGUUUAAAAGAGAAAUGGGGGCCAACAAAAAUGAGGAUACAAUCAGAAGAGAAUAUAAAAAAGCAAACUUUGUGAGACAUCAACCAAAAAUUAGAGACACUAUUUCAAUUUUACGAGUAUUUAAUAAAUGUUACAUAGGACCAAAAGACCAACAUUUCCAAAAUCAAAAACCCUUGACUGAAAACAAUGAGGCAUUGUUGAAGGACAACAGCAUUGAUCUUUUUAAAGGAUCUCACACGUUCGAGAAAAGAAUAUAUCCUUGGUUAUCAGGAGAAGCGCCAAUAUAUGAAGAUUGGACGGGGAAAACUUAUUUCGAUGUACCAGGAGCACCUGAGCCCAUUCUGUUGAACCCAUACUGGUUCAAUAGAUUCCAAGAGAAGUUCAAUGGUAGAGGUAUUGUAUUAACAAUAGGUGAAAAACAUAUUGAGAAUACCGAAAGAUUAAUCCGGGUAUUACGAGCAUUAAAGAAUAAAUACCCCAUUCAAAUAUUAGUCGAUGAAGAUUUUUCACUUGAAUCAAAACAGAGAAUCCUUGCUGCUGCCCGUGAUGAUUUUACCCAAUUGCCAUUCUCAUAUAAUAAAGUUGCCAGUAUUCUUGGAAACAACUAUUGGACGCCAGGUGAAGGUUUACCGCGUCAGGAUAUUUGGUUUGUUAAUAUUAAAAAUUCAAUUGUACCAGCUUAUUGGCCACGAUUCAACGGAUUCACAAAGAAACUUUUGGCAAAUAUUUUCAAUUCAUUUGAAGAAUUUAUGUUAAUUGAUUGUGACAGUGUAAUCCUUGAAAGUCCCGAAUUUUUCUUCAAAAUCAAAGAAUAUCAAGAUACUGGAGCGUAUUUCUUCAAGGAUAGAAGUCUGGAAUUCCGUGGCAAAGAUUCAAUAAACUUUUUCAAAUCUUUGGGACCAAGCAUUAUUGAUAACUUAAUGUUUGAUAUCCCCAUGAUGACAAGUCAUACUUUGAAUCGAGAAUUUUUUAAAGGGUUGGGUCAUUAUAUGGAAUCAGGAUUAGUAUUAUUCAAUAAGAAACAACAUUUCAGGUCCUUACUUAUGAUGUUGCAAUUAAGUUUCUUUGAACCUGUGAAUCGGGAAGUUUAUGGAGAAAAAGAGUAUUAUUGGUUAGGUAUGGCGUUCGAUGGGGAUGAAUCAUAUGAAUUUGAACCAAAUUUUGCAGCUGCAAUUGGUAAUUUCUCAAAGGAGGACGAACCCACCAAGGAAAUUUGUUCUUCUCAUCCUGCCCAUUUAAGUGCCCACGAUGGACAUUUGCUAUGGAUAAAUUCUGGAUUCAGAUUUUGUGAACGUGCUAAAAUGGUAGAUUAUAACAAGGAAGCAAGCAUUGGUGCUAGGUUUUCAAAUGAUCCCGUAGAGCUUCGACUGAUCUUUGAAUCACUACUUCGACCAAGUCAUGGUAUAAUUCCACCAAUACCACCAACCUUCACUUACAUGAGAAACCGUGAUAAUCAACCAAGUAGAGGAUGGGUUCCAGAUCGUAGAUAUUGUAGAUCCAAGCUAUAUUGCGCAUAUUCACGAAUUGGUGGUGAUGAUAACCCAGAGUUUGGACAGAUAAUAACAUUCAACGAUACGGCAAAGGAUAUAAUGGCAUAUUAUGGGGAUGUUUGGUUGAGUUUAUAGAUAUAGAUAUUUUUCACUGCGGCUUAGCCUUGACUCUCUCGAACAGAGUCAUUUUGAAAUUUCGCGAUAAUAAAUUGUGUUCCAUCAUCUUCACACC
Molecule: messenger RNA, 2005 nt
Organism: Spathaspora passalidarum NRRL Y-27907
Lineage: Eukaryota; Fungi; Ascomycota; Pichiomycetes; Serinales; Debaryomycetaceae
Product: alpha-mannosyltransferase
Exons: 3
Coding region: 1-1908 (635 amino acids)
Biological process (GO): protein O-linked glycosylation
Cellular component (GO): Golgi apparatus
Molecular function (GO): alpha-1,3-mannosyltransferase activity
Source: RefSeq, a predicted model, not a curated record